AAGAUCCCAGUCUCUUACCUGUACGGUGCGGGAGGUGUACUGUAUUUGUACUGUAUAGGCUGUAUGACUGCUCGCUCAGUAAACACACUUCCAAACUCUGGAUAUCGAGACAAACAAUUUCAUAUUUCUUAAGCUCCUUGACACCACCAAACUCAUAUUUCGAGAUGUCUUGAACGCCGGGUCUGAUACACUACUAUGCUGAUUAAAGGAAGAGCCAGCCCUAGGACAAGCUCUCGAGUUGAUGUCCCCCAGCCGAACCUCAGCAGACCAUGCCGAGCACCACCUCCAGAAGAAAUACUGUCCUUCGAAGAUGAUGUGGUCUUCGAAUGGUCAAAGAGCAUAUCCCCAGACUUCUCAGAGUCACGAAAGGCACGGAUGCAAGCUGAAGAGCAGCGUAAGACGACAGAGAGUCUCUUCCCAGGACUUCUUUCUGAGGUCAUCGAUGAUUCUUUGUCUCAACGACCAACCUCUGGGUCAAUUUCAAAUUUUGGCUCUCCUGUAGUAUUCUCAAGUCUGUUCGACCUAAGAGGAAGUGCUGAUGAUGUCAGCACACGGAAUGCAUCGCGCUGUGAAUCAACGAGACUGUACUCUGGAGUUCGGACCUUCUUACCAGACCGAUGCCAGACUGCUCCCCUUUCCAAACAUGUUGAUGGUGAAGCUGAGAAUGGUAUGAAUGGAACCCAGGUCAUUGAUCUGGCAGCAAAACAUGAAAUACAAACACGGGAGAGGAGCAAAUCCUGUCGGUUAUACGGUGAAGGCAACAAACGGCGUCCAGAUGCUUCGCAAUCUAGAUCAGCUCGUAAGGUCCGUAAACCAAAUGAGGAGCGUUACCUCAUGCGGAGGUAUCGGGAGAGACCAUGUUCUAGAGCUGAAAGUUAUAUGAACGAAGAAAUAUUUGAAUCAACGAGUGAUUUGUCUCGAGAAUGUUGCGACGUCCUUGGCCCAAGACAUUGUUACGACUGCUCCAAGAUAACACAGAGGAACACUUUCGUUGACCGUAACACCUCUUCCUUCCCAAGCAUUCACAUGACACCAAAGAACAUGUCAACAAUCACCUUAGUUCAGAGACUCUUCCCAGAGUUGAGCCAAUUGGAUAUCCUAGAAGGAGUAGCUGAUGGAUAUAUAUCAUCUCGAUCGUUUUCUCGUGAUAGACUUCUUGAACUUUGCGAGCGAAAGAAGGCUGAUGCUCGGAGGAAAGAGGUUAGGGAAAAGUGGAAGGGCGCUGCCAAACGAAGAAUAAGUGCGUUCUCUAUUCCAGACAAGCUUCACUUCUUCAGUAACUUCACUGAUUUGAGAGCUCAGAUACUAAAACAGCGGGGGAGCUACACGGGUAUGAAAGAUCUUGUGUCUCCCGUUAAUAGUCUUAACACUAUGCCACCUCCAACCGAAAUCGAACUCAUCAUCAGGAAAGAGGAGGACCGAGAAAAUCCUGCGAAUUACUUCUGCCCACCACUCAUGACGCGCGAGGAAAUCCAACGACAGAAGAGUCAACCGCGAUUUUACGCAGGAGCGAAGCAAGAGUACAAACUUCCCGACGCUCCCCCUCUCACAGACAUUCUCCAGAAAUCAAGUAUGACAAUACGAGACUUGGAUGCCGAAGGAACUGUCAAACCCAAAGUAGAGAGAACAAAACCUAGUAGCCCACGCAUUUGCGGAAUGGGUGAUCCCAAAAGAAAGAUUCCGAAAGUUGGCUCCUUUGGUGGCAGCAGUGGGAUGUUAAGUAAGACACCCGGGAGAUCGCGGCCUCCAAGGAUUGGGCGACCGGAAGUGGGCGGAGGUCUUGCAUCUCUCGCGGCAUCAUCGUCAUCAUUCACAAGACCGCUGCAGAUGGAGACGCUGGCUGAGGACGGCAGCCAGAGUGAGCGGGAGGAUGUGAUGGAGGAAGAGGAAGAAGAUGAUGAGGCUGGUAGAAAUGAGAAGGAGAAAGGGGGAAACCCCCUUAGCUUUGGACAACGGCCUCAUCCUCGCAUGAAAUCUCAUCAUAACACAGGGUACAACCGAAGUAGUUUUGGCGAUUUAAACGUUGAGGAAGAGGAGGAGGAUGAAAGCGAUAACAUUGAUGGUCAAUAUGAAAUGAGGAUUGAUGAGGCAGAGGAAGAGGCUGACGAAGAUGACGAAAACGAGGAAGACGCACUUGGAGAUAUUACACAUGGGACGAGGAACCUACAAUUAAGUAGCAAAAAUGGAUUUGGUAACGAGGGUAGACAACAUGAUGAAACAGGGGAGCUUUACCAGACAUCAAAAAUGACUGGCAUUGAAAGGCAUCAAGAAAAGGAAGAUGAGGAUGACUUUGAAGUAGGUUCACUAGAUGGUGUCUCGCUGUCAGAAGAUGAAGUUGAAGAACUUUGAGCUUAUCAUCUGAACCUUACAUUUCAACGGAUGUUCCAUACUUAGUUAUUUAAUUUGUCCGUUUGCAUUUGGAAAUGUUUACUCUAUCAACUUUGGAAAGUCGUGUGAACUUUUGAUGAGAAAUAUCCUACAGUCAUACUACAUGCCGACUGUAUGCCAUUCAAAAUAGGCUUUCAACCCCCUGUGGGUCAUUUACUGUACCAUGAUAUCACUUGCAGGGUUAACGCACGAAGUGUGUCGUGUGGUGAAAUCACAGUUUUUUUUUUCUUGCCAAGCGCGGAUAAUUCAUAAGAACUAGAUGUUUCAGGGGGUGUUGCAAGAAAACAUCUGCAAAUAUUAUGUUGUUCAGAAGAACAGCCGUUAGGCUGAAGAGGGCUAUCCAGCCCAUGUGUUGGAAAAUGAAUAAAUA
Lytechinus variegatus (green sea urchin) is the source of this 2758-nucleotide messenger RNA. RefSeq lists its product as uncharacterized. Lineage: Eukaryota; Metazoa; Echinodermata; Echinoidea; Temnopleuroida; Toxopneustidae. The transcript is spliced from 2 exons. Bases 196 to 2349 code for a protein of 717 amino acids. The record is from RefSeq and is a predicted model, not a curated record.